UGUCAUCCUUGUUGCGAAUUUCAAGUCGCCUUUUGCCUUGCGCGAGCGAUCGAUAACAUAAAUUGGGUAGAUUCGGAGUUUGUGGAGGUCAGAGUUAUUGAUGGGCAAGGUUUUGCAGUGUAGGCAUUGAAUUGAAAUUUUUAUUGUAUAAAAAUGGAAUCUGCUGGUGCUUACGGGGGUGGAAAAGCUGGCGGAGCUUUUGAUCCUCAAGCUUUCAUUCAGCGGCCUCCGGUGAUAGUCAGGGCAGUAUGCUGGCUCUUCAGCGUGAUUGUGAUGGGUUGUAUAUCCGCUAAGGGCUGGUAUGUCAACAAGGAAGACGGCAAGGAGUACUGUGUCUACAAUAAUGAUACUAAUGCAUGCAACUAUGGUGUGGGGAUAUCGGUGAUAGCUUUUGUUGCAUCAAUUGCAUUCAUAGCGGGUGAAUAUCUGUUUGAACAGAUGUCAUCUGUGAAAACUAGAAAGCAUUACGUUCUUGCUGACUUGGGCUUCUCAGCUUUCUGGGCGUUCCUGUAUUUCGUGGGCUUCUGCUACCUGUCCAACGCUUGGGGUAAGACCGACAACCCACCGGUGGGCACCGCCAACAACAUGCAGGGCGCCAUAGCAUUCUGCUUCUUCUCUAUAUUUGCUUGGGUGGCAUGCGCAUUGUUCGCUUUGCAACGGUUCCGUAUGGGUGCGGAUGCGGCGUUCGCACCCGCGUACGAGGUGGAGGGUGCCAUCGGCAGUCCGGGCAGCUUCCCCGCGUAUCCCGGCGCCCCCGACCCCCAGCCCGCGUACAGCGACCCGCCCUUCACGCAGACUGGUAACAUUGACUACACAGCUCCUACCUACUAAAUGGAUAAAUAUCGCAGAAGCGGCUACGACGCAUUUACUUAUUUAUUUAUUUUAUAAUCCAUUAAGUCAUAAUUAUAUCAUACAUGGAGUGUGCCAUUAUUUGAAUAUAUUAAAAUGUUAUG
This is a messenger RNA of Papilio machaon (common yellow swallowtail), 953 nucleotides long. It is a transcript of the gene Syngr, whose product is annotated as synaptogyrin. The coding region runs from base 154 to 831 and encodes 225 amino acids. Lineage: Eukaryota; Metazoa; Arthropoda; Insecta; Lepidoptera; Papilionidae. The transcript has 5 exons. Gene Ontology annotation, cellular component: synaptic vesicle membrane; neuromuscular junction. The record is from RefSeq and is a predicted model, not a curated record.